ACCGCUGUAAAUCAACCCCUUCAGCUGCCUGUGGCAGAUUCCCUCACUGUGGUCGGUGCUACAGGGAGAGGAACCAAGUGUCCAGUGUAUGCCCCAGCAGAAUGUGCUUUGGGAGACAGAACUCUCUCCCACAAGCUGGUUUACCUCCCUGACUGUCCAACGCCUCUACUAGGACGGGAUCUGCUUUGUCGCUUAGGUGCAACCCUGCAUUUCACCCAAGAUGAAAUCACUCUCACCCUACCCCCAGAGAAUGCCUGGAUAAUGACUCUUGCAGUUGAGCCCUCAGCCAUGCAAGCCCCAGAGUGGAGCCAGUGGGAGGACCAGGUUUUUCCUCUAGUAUGGGCAUCGGGGGUCCCAGGAAAGGCAGCCCAUCAUACCCCCAUUAAGGUUCAGCUCCUGCCAGGAAAAGGUCCAGUGCGGAUCAAGCAGUACCCGAUCAAAAGGGAAGCCAGAGAAGGGCUGCAGGAAACUAUAGAUCGGUUUUUGAAGUAUGGGGUACUGCGAGAAUGUCAGUCAGCCUGGAACACUCCCAUCCUGCCUGUUCGAAAGCCCAAUGGCACAUAUCGGUUGGUCCAGGACCUGAGGGCGGUUAAUGAGCGGGUUAAGACUCUGCACCCCCUUGUUCCAAACCUGUAUACACUUUUGGCAUCUAUAGGGGGGCAGUACACCCACUUCUCGGUCCUGGACUUAAAAGAUGCUUUCUUCACAAUUCCGGUUGAUACUCAAUCUCAGGAGAUUUUCUCCUUUGAAUGGGAGGAUGAGAAAAGAGUUAAGAAACAGCUUUGCUGGACCGUGUUAGCUCAGGGAUUUAAAAACUCCCCCACCCUUUUCAGCCAGGCUCUGGCUAGAGACUUGGAAGAAUGGGAUAAUGCGGACAAAAUCCUCCUCCUGCAGUAUGUAGAUGAUUUAUUAAUUGCAGCUGUGGGUCUGACUCCUUGCCUUAAGGCUACUGUGAGCCUCUUGAAUUUUGUUGGACUACGAGGAUAUCGGGUAGCUCGGAGCAAGGCUCAAAUUGCCCUCUUAGAAGUACAGUACUUAGGGUUUCACAUACGGCAGGGAGAGAGACAGCUUUCAAAUGAAAGAAAGGAAGCAAUCUGUCAAAUCCCUGUCCCCAGCAAUCGUAAACGGCUUAGGGCUUUUCUGGGCAUGGCAGGCUUCUGCAGAAUAUGGAUCCCAGAGUUCGGAUUAUGGGUUAAACCUUUGUAUGAAUGUGUUAAGGGAGCAGACCACGACCCCUUUCACUGGUCCUCAGAAGCUGACAAGGCAUUUAAAGUGUUAAAGAGAAAACUAAUGGAAGCUCCAGCCCUCGGUCUGCCUGACCUUUCUAAGCCGUUUCAACUGUAUGUGCAUGAAAGAAAAGGAGUAGCCCUGGGAGUACUUACUCAAUUAUUAGGAACUUGGAAACGUCCUGUGGCAUAUUUCUCUAAACAACUGGAUCAAGUUGCCAAGGGGUGGCCAGCGUGCUUGCGAGCAGUCGCGGCAACUGCCCUGGUGCUUGGUGAAGCGGAGAAACUGACUUUGGGGGGAACUGUGCAGGUGUAUACCCCUCAUAUGGUCCAAGCCCUGCUGGACACUAAGGGUGGUCUCUGGCUCACCCAGGCUCGGGUAGCUCGGUACCAGGCUAAACUCCUAGAAAAUCCUGAGGUUUCCCUGCAAACCUGCCCCUCUCUUAACCCAGCCACUAUGUUGCCAGAAACAGAGGAGCAGGAACAUGACUGUUUAGAAAUCAUAGAUGCCCAAUACUCCAGCCGUGCAGACUUAAAAGAUCAGCCACUCCCAAAUGCAGAAUAUGAGUGGUACACUGAUGGCAGCAGCUUUGUCACAGAUGGACAAAGGAGGGCGGGUUAUGCUGUUGUAACUCUCCACGAAACUGUGGAAGCAGAGGGUUUGCCUGUCGGAACGUCAGCCCAGUUGGCUGAAUUGAUAGCCUUAACCCGUGCACUCGAAUUGUCAAAAGGAAAAAGAGUUAACAUUUUUACUGAUUCCAGAUAUGCCUUUGGAGUGCUGCAUGCUCAUGCUGGUUUAUGGAAGGAAAGAGGAAUGCUGAAAGCUGAGGGUUCUCCAGUUAAAUAUGGGACACAGAUCCUCCGGCUUCUGGAAGCGGUACAGCUCCCCUUGGAGGUAGCAGUUGUACACUGCAAGGCUCAUCAACGAGAGGAUCAGAACGUAGCCAAGGGCAACGCUAGGGCCGACAGGGAAGCCAAGCGAGCUGCCACCCUGAAACCAUUGGGAGCUGAGGAGGCCCAUAUGCAUGCUCUCAUCCCAUCAGUGGGUGAGCUCCCAGCCCCUCAGUACUCUCGCGAAGAAAGGAACUUGGCUAAUUCACUUGGGCUCCAGGAAAAGGAGGGAUGGCUCCACUCCACAGAAGGGAAAAUCCUCCUACCUAAAAGCCUAAUACGGCCAGUACUACAGAAACUACAUCAGACUACUCACGCUGGAAGGGAAGCUCUCAGAAUGAUUCUCUCCCAGUCUAUGUUAAUGGCAAAUCUAAUUCUACCGCCCGAGUUGGAGCUCUUAGUGGUGCCCGAGCAGAACAAUGGAGAAUUUGCCAAUGAGACCCUGGCCAUAGAGAAAAGCCUUAACUCAGAGCUUUAUCAGCUCCGGUUGCUGGCCUUGCAGAACAGACAGGCCCUGGAUUAUGUUUUAGCUUCUCAGGGCGGGGACCCUUCCGGGAAUGAGGCCGUUUUCCCCAUCACCGGCGUGGGAUUGCACGACAGAGGGAUGUACACCUGCUGGUAUCGCACCAAAUCAGAACUAACUGAAUGGUCAAAGCACAGCGACCCCGUGGAGCUGGUGGUAGCAGAGCCCUCUCUGCCCAAGCCCUCCACCUCCGUCCACCCCAGCCGGGGGGUCUCCGUGCGGGAGCCGGUCGCUGUGUCUCACCCCGGCGACCUCGCGCUGCUCGUGCCCUGGGAGAAGGAGCCACGGUGGGUCUGA
Mauremys mutica (yellowpond turtle) is the source of this 2937-nucleotide messenger RNA. RefSeq lists its product as uncharacterized. The record is from RefSeq and is a predicted model, not a curated record. Gene Ontology annotation, molecular function: nucleic acid binding; RNA-DNA hybrid ribonuclease activity. The transcript has 6 exons. NCBI's taxonomy places the organism in Eukaryota, Metazoa, Chordata, Testudines, Geoemydidae. The coding region runs from base 262 to 2937 and encodes 891 amino acids.